Messenger RNA from Symbiodinium natans, 3750 nucleotides. The record is from the annotation of a GenBank genome assembly. NCBI's taxonomy places the organism in Eukaryota, Dinophyceae, Suessiales, Symbiodiniaceae.
AUGGGAAGUGCGAACAUGUGGUGCAAUGUGGUGCGGGCAGGCCGUGCGGAGCAGAGGAUGGAGCAAUCCAAGCUUCCGACAUGUGCGAAGGACUUUACGCGGCUGAUCGUGAGCUUGGGCAGGCGGAGGUUCUGGCAAAAAGCUGCGGCAGUUCUGUCAGAGAUGCGUCACACAAGCGGUGUGCAGCUUGAUGUCAUUGCUUUGGGAGCUGCCGUCAAAUCUUGCGCAGGCGCGAGCGCUUGGACAGCAUCUGUUCAGCUUGUAUGCAGCGCGGAGCAGGCAGGCGUGGACGCGGACAUGAUGACGCUGAACUCGAUGCUUACAGGCACAGAUAUGCCGAAAAGAUGGAGGCUUGCACUGGGCAUCUUGGACCUUCAGAGGCAUGGCCUGCUACCAGACAUUAUCUCGUAUAGCACGGGGUCCGCGGCAUGUUCUUUGGCCGGUCAUUGGAACAUGGUUUGCAAACUCUGUAGCGAGUUCAGCACCUGUGGGCUGGAGCAGGACGUCACGAUGCUCAGCACAGCUGUAACGGCAUUCGAGAAGGCCUCACAAUGGGAACGGAGCUUGUGCACAUUCGCGAAUGGUCGGCAAGUGCGUCGGCUUGCUCUUGACAGGCAUGCCUUCAAUGCAGCUGCCAGCGCUUGCGCCACGGGACAGCAACCCGAAUUGGCUGCGCGUACUGUGCAGGAAAUGAAGAGUUUGACGAUUCAACCAGACGUUUUCUCUUUCGGUGCUUUGGUGACUUCAAGCGAGAAGAGCCAGCUUUGGCAACGGGCAACAAACCUGUUGCAAGUCGGCCUCUCGCAAGGUAUCUGUGACGUCGUUCUGGCCAGCUCGACCAUCAGCGCGUGCGAGAAGGCCGCAAGGUGGCGCUGGGCCGUGGAGCUGGCGGCGACGCUGCGAUCGGGUUUUCCCAAAGGCCUUCGGCCGAACGAUGUUUUCUACAACGCCUUGAUCAGUGCAUGUGCUUCAGCUGGUCAAUGGCAAUUGGCUUUGCAGUUCUUGGAUGAGAUGCCACAGCUGGCAGUGCAAACGAGCAUCGUGUCCUACAAUGCUGCAGCGGAGGCGUGCCAGAGAGCGUUGUCUUGGGCUGGUGCGAUUGGCAUUCUGCGCCGAAUGCGUGCGCGGGCAGUGCAGACGGAUGUCAUCACACUGUCCCUUCUGGCUCCACCUUGCAUCUUUGCAAGCCAGUUUAACGUCUUGCCGGGACUUACCUCUCAAAUGGUGGGUUUUUCUAAAGCUCCUUUACAAGCACAGCACACAAUCACCGCAAUCGAGUUCCUGACCGAGCAUGCCUGCUUGCCGGAACGGGCUUUCCAGUCUUUUGCGCGCUUGGAGUGGAAAGUUCUUGUUCGCAAGCUACGAGAGCUCUGCGCACCCAAGUUUUCACUGCAUGCAGCAGAGAGGACAUCCCUCAGGCUGUUGGAUUGCAGCUUGAAUCGGUAUUUCACACUGGGCAUGCAUUUUGUCGACAAGACAUUGGGCAGCCUCUUCGCACAGGACCCACAUCCCUCCUGGAGCGGGUGCGGACGUGUUACUGCGAGGCGCUUGACGGCGGAACAUGCGGAACGUAGCUUGGAAACCUCUUUGGCUCUGGAAGAUGAAGCCAGCGCCCAUGGUUUGGCCACCUGGAUCCAGCGCUCCGUGGCAAGCCUGGCAAGCUCGAAGACUGGAAUUGCUGGAAGACAACUCGAAUCUGAUGGUUUUGCAGGCGUGUUCGGCUAUGGCAGCGCUUGUGCUGCACAGUCCUGGCUUCUCCCGGUGAAUGUGCAGCACGAUCGCUCCAGGCAUUCUGAGCGGCUGGCGUUGCUAGGCAUCCUUCACCGCGAGAUGACCACAAAAAGGCCGAAGGAGCAGCCAGGUAUAGCGCUGACGGCGCUGACUCAGUAUGUAGCGCUCCCGGGCAUCGGAAAGCGGAGACGGCGAAUGAAGCAGGCUCGCGUACUACGAAGAGUUCGGGAGCUGACACCAACCAUCGAGCGCUGGUCUCUGGCUUCGCAGGGCACCCCUCGAGCUGAGGAUGACCCUGACGGGCAGGUUAUGGCACAGGUUACUCAACUGUGGGAAGGCUUGGAACCGAAGCUCAUGUAUUUGCCAAGAGAAGAUCGCCUUCGUGCUUUAUCCGCACUUUGUGUGGCAGCGUUGGCACACGAUGGCCAGAUGCGGAAGUCCGGAGAGCCUUACAUUGUGCAUCCUGUUGCUGUGGCAGAGCUACUGGCGUUGCUGAAGGUGCAGGUGGACGUCAUCGUUGGCGGCUUGCUUCAUGACACUGUCGAAGACAACCCAAACAUUCACUUCGAGGACUUGGAGGAGAUCUUCGGGCCCGACGUCCGUCGCAUCGUGGAAGGAGAGACAAAGGCUUCAAAGCGGACGGCAUUGGGCGGACGUGGUGACUGGAGCCGACGCUACACAUCUCUGUUUAACAUCUUCUUUGGCAAGCAGACACCUUCAUCCACAUCGAGAGAUGUUGGCAAGGCCCGAGAACAAGCAGAAAAUCUGCGAGACAUGUUUCUGGCCAUGGCUGAUGACUAUCGCGUCAUCCUGGUGAAGCUUGCAGAUCGCUUGCACAACAUGCGCACCCUCCAGUUCAUGCCGGAGAGGAAGCGCAAGACGAUCGCAGCAGAAACGCUUGUGGUUUUUGCACAGCUUGCGCACCGGCUUGGUGUGUGGCUGUUCAAAACCGAGCUCGAGGAUUUGUCUUUCAAGUAUCUUUACCCGACUGAGUUUCGUCGACUCGACAAGCUGCUUAGCAUGAGGCGGGCACAGUACACAUCAACUUUGGCGGCAGCCACGCAUGAUUUUUCUGAGAUCCUGAGGGAAGAUGCGACUUUCAAGGAGCGCAAUAUCAGGCUAGAGAUUACCGGAAGGGAGCGGAAAGGCAUGUAUUCGCUAUGGGAGAAGAUGCGCAGAAACGCAAAAUACCAAAACAACAUUGACAAUAUUGAUGACAUCAUCGCGCUCCGAGUGGUGCUGGAUAUUGAACGGUACGAAAAUGAAAGCGAUGAUGAGUUCUCAAAGCGUGGAGCUAGCUUUUGCUACCAUGCCUUGACUUUGGUGCGGAAGCUCCCGAACUGGUCAGGAGGCGAAAGUCUCAAGAACUACAUUGCUUUCCCGAAGCCAAACGGUUACCAAUCACUGCAUGUGACCUUCAUUCAUCAUGAUGCUCCAGUGCCUUUGGAAAUACAGAUUCGAACCCGGCAAAUGCACGAAGUUGCCGAGUACGGCAUGGCUGCACAUUGGGUUUACAAGGACGAGCAGCGAGAUGACGGUGAGUCCAAGAUGCGCAGCCGACGAGUCGCAUGGUUGGAGUCACUUGCAGACAAAGAUGGAGAUUUGCGAAAAGAUGCGCAACAGUUCGUUGAAGAGGUUUUGCGUGAUGAGCUGGGGAGAAGGUGCUUUGUCUUCUUGAGAGAUGGAACUAUCAUGAAUUUAUCAAGAGGCUGCACUGCGCUGGACGCUGCCUUCAAGAUUCAUUCUGAGGUUGGGCUGCACAUGGUGCACGCCGUGAUAAAUGACAAGAAGGUGCCUCCUUUCUAUCAGCUCCAGAAUGGGGACCGCGUCAACAUCGUUACAUCGGAUGAUGCUUCCCCGCCGAGAGAAUGGUUGGCAUACGCAUUUCUUCGAUCCACACGGAACAAACUUGCUGCCUAUUUUAGAAGAAGCAAGAAGGACAAAGAACGUGCAGUUGAUCUCGCGGCAGCUUUGGCGACAGCUGCGACAGCAGCAGCUGCAAUACCACUCGUGCACUGA